CUCAACCGUAUGGCAUUUUCUUGCUUGCGCUUGUAAAAUUUUUGGUUACUUCUCCUUGUUAUAGGUUUUACUUAUUUAUAUACGAUAAGGUAUACAUUCCGGUGUGUGGAUAAAUUUUUAUUUUUACACGUGUGCAUGAAAUACUGCUAAACAUGUAGCCGUGGCAUUCUAUUUUAUAGUGAAUUUGUGAACAUUUUAAUCCAAAAAAAAAAAAAAAAAACAACUAACACAACGUUGAACAUCCAUAUAGAGCGUUACACAGCAAAACAUUGAAACAAUGAACGGGGCCGAGUCUUCUGCCGAUUCGUUACCAGUCAUCGGUCUAGAUUUCAAGCAAGCCAUGAGCGACUUCAAGAUAAUGUUUCCCACGUUGGACGACGACGUGAUCGAAGCGGUUUUGCGUUCAAACAAAGGUAGCGUAGACCCGACGGUCGAUCAACUGUUAAUGAUGAGCAACGAUGGCCGAAUUGAUUUCGAACCAAGUGGUUCAAUGUCUUGCGAUGAUGGCGGUUUGCCAGACGCCAAACCCCAACAUGCUUUCUUUGACCCAAUGUUACCUGAUGUUCUGCACAACCUCAGUAAGAAAGACAGACAGAUAGGCUCAAAACGUUGGAAUCCACCAAUGCUUGGACCUCUACCCAAUGACUUUCUCAGGCUGACAAUAAACUGCAACUCACAAAUUUCAGAGAACGAACUCAAUGAUGAACAUAUAGCUAUUUUAUUACAAAAUGAAGAAUUCCUCAUACAGCUACGUAAUAACGAACAUUUCCUCUCCACACUUCAAAAAGCAGAUAGUCCUCUAGAAGAACAAAGAUUUUUUGUCACGAGUAAUUCAUCAAAUGAUGAUGAUGCAGCAUUUAAAGAAAGGCUGAAAAAUAUGGGAAAAGGUAUGAAAACAAUAAUGGUAAAUAAAUAUUAUCAGAUUUAUUUUGUGGCAAAAUACACAAUCCAUAAUAGUUUCCAGAAAAAAAUUCAUCCAAAUUGCACGUGUAUUCACGGGGAAAAAGAAGAAAAGUACAGCACGUAAUAUACUGAAUCAAGGAGACACUCAUGCAAAAGACAAUUUAUUUCUACACGAAGAAAAACGUUGAUAAAAAUAUUAUAUUUGUUAUUUUGUUUAU
Messenger RNA from Sipha flava (yellow sugarcane aphid), 1121 nucleotides. RefSeq names its product CUE domain-containing protein 1. Bases 278 to 1027 code for a protein of 249 amino acids. The transcript has 6 exons. NCBI's taxonomy places the organism in Eukaryota, Metazoa, Arthropoda, Insecta, Hemiptera, Aphididae. Gene Ontology annotation, molecular function: ubiquitin binding. The record is from RefSeq and is a predicted model, not a curated record.